UAAGGUUUAGUUGUACAGUCGUAAGCGGUGUGCCAAAGAACGCACACGCCUCAUCGGUUGGUAUAGUGUUAAGUACCGUUAGUGGACUCGUUCGUGCUGCGAGGUUAAUUUUUUCGGUUAUAAAGGGGACAAUAGGGAUGUCAGCGACUAAAUAUUGUCAUCCGUUUUUGAACGGUCUGAAGUCACUUCCCGAGGGAUAUGAUGACGAGAUACAGCAAAUAAGAGAAUGGAUGAAAAGCCAGCCUCACCUGCCUUACAUAUCAGACGAGUAUGUGAUCCUCUUUCUCCACUCCAACUAUUACAAGGUGAAGGAAACCAAGGACACCAUCGAGUGUUACUUUACUCUCAGGAAUAAUUCCCCCGACCUCUUCACGAACCGGGACCCACUGCUGCCAAAGAAUAAACUCAUAUUGGACAUGACUCAUAUGGUAGCCCUGCCAAAGUUAUCGCCGGAGGGCUAUCACAUCCUGCUGUACCGUCUUGCGGACACCGACUACAGCAAACUCAACUUUGCUGAUGCUGUACGAGUCUUCUGCAUGUUCAAUGACAUCAAGCUGUCAGAGGACAGGCUCUCCGAGGGUUACAUAGUCAUAUUCGACAUGAAGGGCUGCAGUCUUGGUCAUCUGACCAGAGUUACUCUACCCGCUUUGAGAGCCUUCAUGGUUUACAUACAGAACGCACAUCCGUGUCGCCUGAAGAAGAUCCACGUGGUUCACACGGUGUCCUUCAUAAACCAAGUGAUGUGCCUCGUAAAACCUCUCAUACAUUCCAAUCUUCUCAAUCUGCUUAACUUCUCCUCUGAAGGCCCGGCUUCUGCUGUCGACUUGGAAUAUCUGCCGGAAGAUUACGGCGGUCCACAACCACCUGUCAAGCAAUUGCACGAAGAGCAGAGGAAAAACAUGGAAGAAAAUUAUCGCGACUGGUUGAUCGAAUCGGAGAUUUUCAAAGUGGACGAGAAGAAGCGCAUCAAGAAACCUAGCAAAGGAAUGUUCGCCAGUUUCACUAGUAGUUUUAAAAGCCUCGACAUCGACUGAUUUUCAAUAUUUUAACACCCAAUGUACAUACAUACCAACGGUAGAAUAAUUCAUAUAGCGACUUAGGUAUCGUUUUACGGUUUUUAAGAUUUCCACGACCAUUAGACUAUUCAUAUAAAACUAUUGUAGGAACAGGUGAGUAACGAACAAAAAAAACAUUAUAUCGAAAACAUACUUGACUUUAUUUAAAAAUAUAGUUUUAUUUUAAAACUUUUUUAGGACUUAGAGAGUUACAUGGUGAUCUAGCAACAAUCAUCUUAAAAUAUCUUUCACAUUAGCCAUAAAAUUUUAGAGGACUUUUGUAUGACAAUUUUUUAAUUAAUUUGCUUAUACACGUGCUUAGGCUGAUUGAAUCGUGAGCAGGAAAAGUCACUUUUUAGUGGACUACACAUAAAAUAAUAUCAAUAAGUCCCCAACCUAUCAUAUUGCACCUACGAUUGCUCAAAUCAGCAUUAGUGUUUAGUCUUGCAUGUAAAUAUAUUUAAGUUAAAUAUUUUAUACCUAUAAGUAAGAAUUUCUGUUGUAAAUUGUAUUAGAAAUUUACGUUUUCAUCGGAUACCAAGGGUCUUCUUAUAUGGUCAUAUUUUUUUUUUACAUCCAAAUAUAAUAGGAUAAGGUUUUAUAUCGAAUGUAUUUUCUGAACUUUAUAAACAUGUAUUAAAUAUUAUUUUUUUUAUCUGUCA
Messenger RNA from Danaus plexippus (monarch butterfly), 1717 nucleotides. RefSeq lists its product as uncharacterized. Bases 138 to 1034 code for a protein of 298 amino acids. The transcript is spliced from 5 exons. Gene Ontology annotation, cellular component: membrane. Gene Ontology annotation, molecular function: phosphatidylinositol bisphosphate binding. Lineage: Eukaryota; Metazoa; Arthropoda; Insecta; Lepidoptera; Nymphalidae. The record is from RefSeq and is a predicted model, not a curated record.